Molecule: messenger RNA, 555 nt
Organism: Cordyceps militaris CM01
Lineage: Eukaryota; Fungi; Ascomycota; Sordariomycetes; Hypocreales; Cordycipitaceae
Exons: 2
Coding region: 1-555 (184 amino acids)
Molecular function (GO): protein binding
Source: RefSeq, a predicted model, not a curated record
AUGGCGCCACAACUCACAGAAGAUGAGAUCGAUGAUCUCAUUUAUUUUGCCCGCAUCGGAGAGGGCGCCGACCUCAUGGACAGUGUGACCGCGCUGGCUGAUCGUGAAAAGGUUGCGCCCGCUGUCAUUCUCAUGGCAAGCAAGGAUGAGGGCAAAUCCACAGUACUGCACAUGGCGACCGGCAACGGACAUUUAGAAACCGUUCGCAAAGUCAUUGAGUGCUUUGACGCAAGACCAAAGGAGGAGAAGCAGGCAUUCCUAGACGAGCCGAAUGAGCACGGAAAUACUGGCAUGCACUGGGCGGCGCUCGGCGGUCACCUGGAUACGGUGAAGCUUCUCAUGGAGCACGGCGCUUCGCCGGCCCUGGCCAACGAGCGCGACUACGUGCCUCUGGAUCUGGCCAACCAGAACGAAAAGACUGACGUGUCGGCAUAUUUCCUAUCUUUCCUCAAGGAGCUGGAGAGCAAAAACACCGACGAGGGCCUCAACAACGCCACUGCCUCAAUCGAGGUGGAAGAGACGAUCGAGGAUAGCAAGCCUGGGGCUAGUUCAUGA